This is a messenger RNA of Haemonchus placei, 1095 nucleotides long. NCBI's taxonomy places the organism in Eukaryota, Metazoa, Nematoda, Chromadorea, Rhabditida, Trichostrongylidae. The record is from the annotation of a GenBank genome assembly.
AUGAGCGAUGCUACAUCAAGUGAUGGUGAGAAAAACCCAAACGGUUCUUCUUCGGUAGACAAUGGCAAUGAAAGCACGAUGGAUAACGGCAAUGAAAGCACGAUGGAUAACGGCGAACCGAUGGAACUGCCAACAGCUCCCGACAAUACCUUAUUCAUGACAACGUUGCAGUCUUCUUUUCCUCGUGCCACAGGAAUAAAGUACAAAAAUCCUAAGACAGGAGCUUCUAGAGCGAUCGCAUUAGAUGCAACUGGGACGAAACUUCUCCCUCCCGAAGAUGGUUGGGACGAUAAGACUUUUACAGCGAUCAUUUCGAGUUCGGAUGUGAGUGUGAAGCGGCGCAAAAUUGGUACAAGUGAUGAAGAGUCGGACAGUGAUGAUGAGGGUCGAGUUGGUCGCAAACGUCCGGCAGCGCCGCGCCGUCCCGUCGAUCUCAUCGUGCUCGGCGUCAGUUUCAAGACUACUGACGAAGGAUUCAAAAAGUACUUCGAAUCAUACGGUACCGUCUCUUUUGCAGAGAUCAAACGAACAGCGGAGGGCAGCUCGAAAGGAUUCGGUUUUGUACAAAUGAGCACAUUAGAAGAACAGGAUAAAGUUCUCUCGGUUGCCGUCCAUAUGAUAGAUGGCAGACGGUGCGAAGUUCGCAUUCCGGACCACAAGGUACGCGCCUUAAUAUUCAUAUUUGUUGGUCGACUCUUGGAGAAGAUAAAUGAGGAUAUCUUGCGUGAAUUCUUCGAAAAGGAAGCUAAACAAAUUAUGGAGUCCGCAUCGGUGACUGAUGUUUUCAUUCCAAAGCCUUUCCGUGGUUUCGCUUUCGUCACGUUUACGGAACCUGAGGUUGCCGAUAAGAUGGUCAAGUACGAUUUCUCAACGAACAAUUACGUGAUUGAUGAUAUGCCGGUAAUCGUAACUCUUGCUGUUCCUCGAGAAGAAGCUUAUGAGAGACAAAAUAGACGGAAUGGGAUACCUGUGUACUACAAUGAUUUUGGAUAUGGACACUACGGAUAUGGAAAAAGUGGCGCUGGUUAUGGAGGAUCGCCAAGAGGACCUAUGCCGUACCACAUGCGGGUUAGUUGGAAAUUGUUGAAAGGUUAA